This is a messenger RNA of Aphis gossypii (cotton aphid), 1494 nucleotides long. RefSeq lists its product as uncharacterized. The coding region runs from base 153 to 980 and encodes 275 amino acids. Lineage: Eukaryota; Metazoa; Arthropoda; Insecta; Hemiptera; Aphididae. The record is from RefSeq and is a predicted model, not a curated record. The transcript has 2 exons.
CUGAAGUAAAUAAAGUACUAAUAUUUUAUAUUAUAGUUUAUUUAUUUACAUUUUUGUCGCAAAUAGAUUCACAAAUAUAUUUUUCUUAUCGAGUCUUAACAUUUUUUAUUCGUAUUUUAAUUGGAACCAUUGUUACUCAAGAAAAUAAAAAAAUGCAAAUUUACCAGCAGCCGAGGAGACGCCAAAUUUAUCGGCCUCUUACGAAAAUAUGCCCUGGUACGGUAGUGGAAGGUUGGGGAAGAUCUACAUACAGGCAAUCGUACAAGCAGCCCGAACUGCAGUUCAACGAAUGCGGCAGGCCCACGGAGACGCCGUCAAAGAGCCCCUGGCCCACACCUGCAGACGGUUGCGAACAGUUCGGUCGGAUGACCGUGCACCGGGCCAGUUUCCGCGAAUGGCCGAACGCCGACCGGGCAAAGCCCACGGUGCCGGUCGAUCACGAGCUCGUGGGCGGCACUCAGGAGCCCAUGCAGAACAUAACGUCGCAGCGACACGACUUCGUGACCAAGUGCCUGCCGGAGGGUCAAAUCCAGCGGGCCACCGGACCGGCGGAAAGCAUAGGCACCAACUGCGGCAGCGGUGCGUGUCCCAUGACCAGCAAGACCACCACGGCCGACGCGUUCAAGGUCACGUGCAGUUCGGACGGACGACGGCCACUGGCGCGGCCGUCCACCGCUUCGUGGUCACAGGGCCCAAACUUGCUGAUGGCCAAAGAUACGGAGACCAGUUCGAGCUAUCAGCAAUGGACCCCCCCGAAGAUAAGCCGGCCACACCCGAUGGCCCCGUACUGCCGGUCGGAAGAGCCGGUAAACGGCCGCACCGUGUACACCGUCAGUUACCGGCCACCCGGCUCGUUCCGCGAUCUGUUGCCAAGCGAACAGCCGCCGGCCGAUGGGUAUGUAUUGAACAGUAAGUCGGACGAGACUAAAUCCCAACAACCGUUUUACCCCAGAGCACACGACUACAAUUUAUACCCUUAAUAAUAAGCGGUGUGUUCGACGAAAAUUUACAAAAUUAUUUAACUAUUAUAAUUAUUAAUAUAGUAACACACCGCUUGUUAUUAUAAGGGUAUAAAUUGUAGUCGUGUGCUCUAGGGUAAAACGAUUAUUGGGAUUUAGUCUCGUCAGACUUACUGUUCAAUACAUACCCAUCGACUGUAGCCGGCUCAUCUUCAGGGGGCCCCGUACUGCCGGCCGGAAGAGCUGGUAAACGGCCGCAACGCGCCGUGUACACCGUCAGUUACCGGCCACCCGACUCGUUCCACGACCUGUUGCCAAGCGAAUAGCCAUCGACUGAUGGGUAUAUAUUGAGCAGUAAGUCGGAUGAGACUAAAUCUCAAUAAUCGUUUUACCCUAGAGCACACGACUACAAUUUAUACUAUUAAUAAUAAGCAGUGUGUUCAACGAAAAGGGAAAUACGGAGUACCUAUAAAUUGUAAAUAUAAAAUUGUAUAUUAACUAUCUAAUAUGGUAAAUAAAGUUUUUAAAUGAUUCA